Molecule: messenger RNA, 2211 nt
Organism: Guyanagaster necrorhizus
Lineage: Eukaryota; Fungi; Basidiomycota; Agaricomycetes; Agaricales; Physalacriaceae
Exons: 9
Coding region: 24-2000 (658 amino acids)
Source: RefSeq, a predicted model, not a curated record
CUGAGGGUUUCAUCGCUACGACCAUGCUACACGUACAGGCGCUGAUUCCAGUUGCUCUAUCGACUCUAUUUCGCAUCUCUGCCUACCUUUUUUUGCAGGUGAUUCCGUCGCCAAUACUUGCAAUUGUCCUGCCAAUUGCCUUUUCAGCAUGGAUCAUUGCCCUAUGGAUGCUGCCAUCUCCUUCAGAGCGCAAGGAAGAAAGCGACGGCAAGGCUCAUCCAACUCGUACAGCAACAGUAGCUCCUUUCCAUUAUCACUCAUUUGGAAGGCUUAUCGAGGCGCAGGUAUACGUUGAGAGCGAAGACAUUGUGCUAAACAUCCUUUUGUCGCUUCCAUCGUCAUCCCGUCGAGUUCGUUGGGUCACCAACGCAAUCAACAUCGCCCUUUUUCUUGCCGCUGCAGAAUUCCUUUGCACCCCAUUUUUAGAUUCCGCCUCAGACAUCAUCUUCACUCGUGUCGGUGCUGUUUAUCCAGACAAUGUCAAAAUUGUUGCUCGUUACCCGCCUAUAGACGAUAUAACACAAUCCAUACGCAUCAUAUGGAGAGAGGCACCAAAGUCCGGGGCUCAAGAAAUAUCUUGGCAUGACGGACCCUUAUUUAAUUUUGAUGAAAAUCGUGACUGGGUAGAUGUCGUCAGGAUUAAAGGACUCUGGCCUAAUAGCCAUUAUGAAUACUCGCUUGCAACAACUAAUGGAACGCUGCUGCCCUACCCCUCUACACCUAUCAAAUUUCAUACUUUCCCCGACCCUCGCCUCCCCAGCGGAAACAAAUUCAGUUUCUUGGUGUCGUCAUGUAUGACCACGAAUUUUCCUUAUCUCCCGUUUCAAGGACGACGAAUCAAAGGUUAUGACUUACUCAGCAACCUUCUGUAUCCGAAGGAUUCUGCCUAUAAUUCUACCACUGACACAGAUGUCGCUGCAAGUAAGACCCUAACUAAAGAGAGAUCUAUGCUGCCAGAGUUCCUGCUUUUCCUUGGCGAUUUUAUCUAUGCCGACGUUCCGAUCUACACUGGAAGCACCCUGGAGGACUACCGCAGACUAUAUCGCAGAAAUUAUCAGAGCAGCAGUUUUAGAAAAAUUUAUGAGCGUUUGCCAAUUUUUCAUGCAUACGAUGAUCAUGAGAUUAUUAAUAACUACGCCGGCGACGGGGACGACCUCAAGCCACCUUUUCCCAAUGCCUCAGACGCCUUUGAAAUCUACAACGCAAACCCAAAUUAUGAUUCGAUCCAUGAAAGUCACUAUUACUACGAUUUUCGCUAUGGUGAUUCUGCUUUCUUCGUCAUGGACACACGCCGCUAUCGAUCUUCUGCAACCGAUGAUUUAAGUGCGCGCGUGAUGCUCGGUGAUGCUCAACUAGCUGCCUUCUAUAACUGGCUUUCGAGGGCCAAUGAUACGGCCGUCUUUAAGUUUGUAGUGACGUCGGUCCCAUUUACCACGCUUUGGGGUCACGACGCGGCUACGGACUCUUGGGCUGGUUUCCCUGCUGAAAGGACCUCUUUAUUGCAAGCGAUGCACUCCGUGCCGAAUGUGAUAAUCCUGUCUGGGGAUCGUCACGAGUUUGCUGCCAUCGAAUACAAUCACGACAGUCUUCAUACCGUGCGAGAAUUCUCUACAAGUCCUCUCAGCAUGUUCUACAUUCCUCUUUAUAGAACACUGAAAAUGCAAGGGGCAGAAGUUGUGACUAGGAUUAAACACAGACUGAAUAUGACCAACGAGGGACCGGAAUAUAUCACAGUGGAAGAACAGAUUCCUGCGGAGAAUGUAUUCAAAUACAUUCCCUCCGGCAACUAUAAAUGGUCCACCAUUGAUGUUGACACUACGGACUUGGAAAUGCCGGUUUUACGCCUUAAACUUACUGUCGAUGGCAAAACUGCGUAUAGUUACACUUUAAACGGAACGCCGAUAAAAUUACACACAUCCACGGCUCUGGGCGUAUUUGUCUCAACAGGUAUCAAGGACAUGUUCAAUAAAAUCGGUAUACAUCCAAGCAAAUGGUUCUAAUAAAAUACACUAUCCACUUUGCUUCCACUCCGGGUCCGUUGAUCGUCGCGCCGAUCGGUUAAGCGAAAACUGUUGCUGGAUAAUAGCAUAAUGCCUCAUUUCGGCUUCACUAACGCUGGGAACCAGAUGAUUGAGAGCAAGCGUAAAAUCAUCUUCUGUUACAAUAACGUUGACCUCCUCUUGGGACGCAACUUCUGCCAAAUAAUAUUGG